GUUCAAAAAGAUAUGAGUUGCAUAUUGUUUCAAACUUCAAAGCUGUGUUUAUGCAGGUCCAUGUUUUCUUUCCGAGUUUCUAAAUGUUCUUCUCACUCUUAUGGUGUUAAGAUUUUUCAUAUUUAUAAAUCAAAUGGAAAGCGUUGACGUUCCCCGCUUCUCAACCAAAGACAUUAAGGAGUUGCUACAAGAUAAAUUUGUUGUUGUUAUCGGCGAUUCUGUACAGCGAUCUGUUUACAAAGACUUGGUAUGCCUCCUGAGGGAAGAUCGCUUAUUAACACUGGAAGAAUUGAAAGAAAAGGGAGAAGAACAUUUUGAAGGUGAUGAACUGUUGGAUGGUGGUGUUCGUAAUGGUCUUCAUAAUGGCACCAACUACACUGAAGAGCGUAGAUAUAAGCAAGAUAACACAAUUAUUAUGUUUUACUUUGUGACAAGAUGCUACAACAACUAUGUGCAGUCAAUAUUAGAUGGUUUUAAGCUUGAACCUCCACAAAUUAUCAUUAUGAAUUCCUGUCUAUGGGAUCUUCAUCGAUAUGGUAAAACUGCUCAUGAAGACUACAUCACAAAUAUGCAAGUAUUGUUAAGAGCUAUUGACCUUGCAGUGCCAGCUGAAGAUAGCUUAUUUAUAUGGAAUGCUACAUUACCAGUACGAGAAACUGUCAAAGCAGGAUUCCUUGCCCCAGGAAUGACUCAAACAAUACCUGCUGAUGACAUACGCAAGGCCAAUCUCUUUGUACGAGAUAUGAUGCAAUCUUAUACAAAAUAUGUGUUUUUGGAUCUUCAUCUUAUCUUUAUUAAGCACCUUGGGUUUCGUGUGAAGGACGGUGUUCAUUGGAAUGAUUUUGCUCACAGAAAAAUCACUUGCCUUAUUUUACUUGAAAUAUCCAAGUGUUGGAAUCAUGAUGCUCAAUCAAAAGAGCCUUUACCAGUAUUUUGUGCUGAUAAAACAUCUUGUCCUAUUGUGAGCUACAAUCAUUCUAAGAAUGCUGAUCUUCAGUCUCGUUCAUUUGAACAAUCGUCAUCAAAAAACAAUGGCUAUGUAUCUUCAUCUGCCACUCAUAGAGGCCCUCAAUCUAUUCUUAGUUCAUCACAUCUUCCUUAUCCACAAGAACACCCUCAUUUCUCUGAUUGUCACAAUAAUUGGGUUCGCAGACCACAGUUUAAUAAUCUUGCUUCCUCAAGGCAAAACAAUACAUCAAUGAAUAGAUUUUAUGCAAGAAAUAAUUCCCGACCAAUGUUACAUGGCUCAUUAAGAUAUAGUUCAUUUAUGAGAACACAUUUGAACCAUCCUUAUCAUCAUGGCCAAAGUUUUAAUGGCCAUUUUUAUCAACAACAUUUUUCAUUGCCCAGUGCAUAUAACAACAAUUAUGUUAAGAACUUAAAUGAAACAUAUCCUUCAGCGACAAUUGGGAAGAGAAAACGCCAUGAAGAUGGCAACAACUUCACUCCAUACAAAUUUCCUCGUUUUAAUGUUUAAAAGUUUAUAGUUUGUAUGUGUGACUAUUUAUAUUUGAAAUGUUCAGUUUUGUUUUGUUAAAGUAUCUAGUCAUUUUCAAAUAUCUGAUUGUAUAUAUAGAUACAUAUACAUAUAUAGUAGUUAUUUUGAUGUUUUGUUGAUGGUUGGGAAUGUUUCGGUUAUCUGGAUAAAACAAUAGACAAAACUAGACAUUUAAUGAGCAAAUUUGUAAAUAGGACUUAAUGAUAUACAGCUUUAAAGCGAUUGAUAAUUGCGGUAUUUAUUGAAUGCAAAAUGUUUUAUAAGAGAAUAUAUUUUUACUAAUAAUGA
Molecule: messenger RNA, 1786 nt
Organism: Xenia sp. Carnegie-2017
Lineage: Eukaryota; Metazoa; Cnidaria; Anthozoa; Malacalcyonacea; Xeniidae
Product: PC-esterase domain-containing protein 1B-like
Exons: 4
Coding region: 101-1477 (458 amino acids)
Source: RefSeq, a predicted model, not a curated record